Penicillium oxalicum is the source of this 1356-nucleotide messenger RNA. RefSeq names its product putative MFS monocarboxylate transporter. NCBI's taxonomy places the organism in Eukaryota, Fungi, Ascomycota, Eurotiomycetes, Eurotiales, Aspergillaceae. Gene Ontology annotation, cellular component: fungal-type vacuole membrane. Gene Ontology annotation, molecular function: transmembrane transporter activity. Gene Ontology annotation, biological process: transmembrane transport. The transcript is spliced from 3 exons. The coding region runs from base 1 to 1356 and encodes 451 amino acids. The record is from RefSeq and is a predicted model, not a curated record.
AUGACUGAGAACCCCCCAUCAUGCUCUGUUCCGAAAGGUCUCAACUCGACAGGAGACGAGGCAGUUAUCCCGCGACAGUUGGUGCUUUCGCCAACUGGACCAUCGAGUCCGUUGGGCAUAGAGCCAGAGGAUCAGAGACCGCGAGUCGACGGGGGCACAGUGGCUUGGUUGAACGUCCUCGCUGGGUUCUGCGUCUUUGUCAAUUCAUGGGGCGUGUUGACGACCUUUGGCGCCUUUCAAGAAUACUACCAGACCGAACUUCUGAUCGGUCAAUCACCCUCGUCCAUCUCAUGGGUAGGCAGCAUUCAAGCAACCUUGAUCCCCAUGGUGGGCCUGGUGUCGGGUCCUCUGGUCGAUGCGGGCCAUGUGCGUCCGUUGAUGGUGAUGGGAAGUUUUCUCACGGUAUUUGGCUUGAUGAUGACCAGCUUUGCGACUCAGUAUUACCAGGUUCUUCUUGCCCAGGGAUUCUGUGUGGGCAUGGGCGGUGGAAUUAGCUAUAUCCCCGCGUUGACCAUGGUCUCAACCAGCUUCACCACCAAACGACCUAUCGCGAUUGGCAUCGCCUCGGUAGGAUCUAGUGUCGGGGCGGUCGUCUUCCCCGUCAUGUUUCGCCAACUGCAACCCCGGGUAGGCUUUCCCUGGGCCGUGAGAAGCAUUGCCUUUGCAACGCUCCUCAUGGGCCUGGUGGCCUGCAUCAUUCUUUGUCGCCAGCGGCCUCCAAAGACCCGUGCACGUAGUUUGAUCGAUUGGACUGCCUUUCGCGACGUGUCGUUUAUGCUCUUCUCUCUAUCGCUGACGUGCGUGAUGCUGGCGUAUUACGUGCCCAUCUUCUACGUGGCAUCCUAUGCUCGCACGGUGAUUCACACCUCGACCAGUCUAUCCUUCUACAUGGUCGCCAUCGUGAAUGGCUCGUCUGUGAUCGGUCGGGUGGUGCCGUACCUGUUGGUCCGCUUCGUCAAACCGAUCACGAUCAUGAUUCUCGGGGUGAUAGGCUCUGCGGUGGCCAUGUUCACGUGGAUGGCCGUCUUUGACAUGCCCGGCUUCAUUGUCUGGUCCUGUUACUGGGGCAGCCUGAGCGGGAUUCUGGUCACUGGACCGACCUCGAUUCUGGCGCAUCCAGUCUUUUGUCCCGAUGUCAAGUAUACGGGAACUCGACUCGGGAUGAUGUGGGGCAUCUCAUCCCUCGGCUCGCUCGCUGGAACCCCGAUCGCCGGGGCGCUGGUGAAUCUGGAGACGGCCGAUUUCCAGCGUGCUCAGGUCUUUGCCGGAUGCGUCAUGGUAGGUGCGGUGAUCUUGCAGAUAUGGCCAGCCUUUCAAACGCUCCAGUAUGAUCGGCGCCAGAGCUUAGCGCGGUAG